GCCACACAAGCUUAAAAAAACUCUACAGAAGCUCGACGGAGCGAGAUUUUUCUUUUUCUCUUGGUUAAUUUACUGAAAUACAAUUAAUUCAUUGCUUUAAUUUGGUAAAAAGAUUCAACGAGGCAUCAGGGCCCGUAAGUCUAGAAAUUGACAAGCCUUUGUUCUCUGAGAUUAGAGAAUAUUAACUAAAACAGAACGAAGGAAGGGAAGCUGAGAUAGCUUGUAAUCCCAGAUCUGAUUACCAAACAGGUUUUGGAGGAAGAAGGCAUGUGAUUCUCGGCCUCCCUUACUUCUAUGUAUAGGAAGCCUUUCCCAUUCAUCUUAUAAGUGCAUUCUUAUUUGAGACAGCAGUGAACUUUGCAGCUCGGAGUUAAUGCCUUUCAACUCCAUCGAUGCUUCUGUCAGAGAGAUCUAAGUACCCGAAUCAGAGCAAAAAGGGUGUCUGGGAAUCUCUCCAAUCUCCUAAAUCUCGCUGGUCUUCGCCGUCCAGUAUAUGCAGAAGAAUGGUUUCUGGAAAUGGUCUGUUUUACCCUAUUCUUGGUUUUGCUUCCUUUGUGAUUUUCAUAUACAUGUCUUUUGGAGACUUGAGGCCGAGCUUAAGGGAAGAACGAACCUUGUCUUUUGUGGAAAGAAAUGGGACUCAGUUAAUGUUAGAUGGCAAACCUUUCUACAUCAACGGGUGGAACUCAUACUGGUUUAUGGUUCAGUCUGUGGACGAAUCUUCCAGACCCAGGGUUCGUGCCAUGAUUCAAGCAGGUGCGCAGAUGGGUCUCACUGUUUGUAGAACUUGGGCUUUUAAUGAUGGGGACUACAACGCCCUUCAGAUUUCCCCUGGUCGGUUCGAUGAGCGAGUUUUUCAGGCCUUGGAUUAUGUCAUAGCAGAAGCAAGGCAACAUGGAAUUCGGCUGCUCCUUGCCUUGGUCAAUAACUUGCAAGCCUAUGGUGGGAAGACUCAGUAUGUCAAAUGGGCAUGGGAAGAGGGGAUAGGGUUAAGCUCUUCCAAUGAUUCUUUCUUUUAUGAUCCAUCAAUCCGCAGUCAUUUCAAGAAUUAUGUCAAGACUAUUCUGACAAGGAAGAAUACUAUCACAGGAAUUGAAUAUAGAAAUGAUCCCACCAUAUUAGGCUGGGAAUUAAUUAAUGAACCUCGUUGCAUGACCGAUCCUUCAGGCGACACUCUCCAAGACUGGCUUGAAGAAAUGUCUGCUUUUGUCAAAUUGAUAGACAAGAACCAUUUGGUGACUAUUGGCCUUGAAGGAUUUUAUGGUCCUAAUGACCCAAGAGGCCCAGCUGUCAACCCGGAGGAGUGGGCAUCCAGGCUUGGAUCUGAUUUUAUUCGCAAUUCUGGGAUUGCGAAUAUUGAUUUUACCUCUGUUCAUAUCUAUCCUGACCAUUGGUUAAAAACACAAGACUUUGAAGUGAACCUGAAUUUUGUCUCCAAGUGGAUGCGUUCACACAUCGAAGAUGGUGACAAAGAAUUGAAGAAGCCUGUUUUGUUCUCUGAAUAUGGGUGGUCAGACCUGAACAAGAACUUUUCGGUAUCUGACCGUGAAAAGAUGUACAGAACAAUUUUAGACAUAAUCUACAAAUCUGCUAAGAAAAACGAGUCUGGAGCAGGUGCCUUAGUGUGGCAAUUCUUAGUAGAAGGAAUGAAUGAGUUCGAGGAUGAUUUUUGGAUGAUCCCAUGGAAAGGAUCAUCAACAUAUUCACUAUUUCUUCAACAAUCAUGCAGAUUGGCCAAAGUCACAGGAUGGACUCAACAGGACAGAAGUUUCAAAGAGGCAUGUAAGAAAGUUUGAUGCAAUUCAAAGUUUUUUUGGUUAUUGAACCAAAAUGGGGAUGGGAUAUAGGUUCUUUUUGUGGUUUGGUUCCAUGUUAGUGGUCUAAUGGCUAGUCUUUUUUGUACUACAACAUCGGUUUUCAUCAUAUAACCAAUGCCACAAUCAAGUGACUGCAAGAGUAUACAGUGUUGCAGCACAGAUUAGAGACUUUAUGAACAGUGUUAUUUCAAAGAGCAUCCUCAAGAUAAUCUGAAUUUGCGAGGAUCUGUGUAGGUGAACUGAUUGCUUUUUGAAGUCAUACAAGUAAAUCAUUAAACCUGAUUUACCCUGCUGCUGUACUUGAAGAAUUAUCAAAUUAUUGCCGGCACUUUGUAUCA
Messenger RNA from Prosopis cineraria, 2155 nucleotides. Its product is annotated as mannan endo-1,4-beta-mannosidase 2-like. Gene Ontology annotation, biological process: carbohydrate metabolic process. Gene Ontology annotation, molecular function: hydrolase activity, hydrolyzing O-glycosyl compounds. The record is from RefSeq and is a predicted model, not a curated record. The transcript is spliced from 7 exons. NCBI's taxonomy places the organism in Eukaryota, Viridiplantae, Streptophyta, Magnoliopsida, Fabales, Fabaceae. The coding region runs from base 393 to 1796 and encodes 467 amino acids.